CGUUCCCCUCCCACGAAGCAAAGCAAAGCCAAAGCAAUCUCAAGUGAAUCAAACCGCCAGACUUCGCAGUCCUCCUCCCCACUACCAGAGCAUGCGCGUUGCCGCGACCCGAGCCGCCGCCGCCGCUCACCCUCCGAGCGCCUUCCUGCUCCUCCUGUUACUCCUCGGUUGCGCGUCCCUCGCGAUCGGAGGAGCAGCCAUGGCCGGCCACGUCCUCGGCGGCGUGAAGGAGAACCCAGCCGCGGCCAACAGCGCCGAGUCCGACGGGCUCGGCCGCUUCGCCGUCGAUGAGCACAACAGGCGCGAGAACGCGCUGCUGGAGUUCGUGCGCGUGGUGGAGGCCAAGGAGCAGGUGGUGGCCGGCACGCUGCACCACCUCACGCUCGAGGCCGUCGAGGCCGGGAGGAAGAAGCUCUACGAGGCCAAGGUCUGGGUCAAGCCAUGGCUCGACUUCAAGGAGCUCCAGGAAUUCAGCCACAAGGGGGACGCCACCGCCUUCACCAACGCCGACCUCGGCGCCAAGCAAGGUGGACAUGAGCCUGGUUGGCGUGAGGUUCCAGUAGAGGAUCCUGUGGUCAAAGAUGCUGCACACCAUGCUGUGAAAUCGAUCCAAGAGAGGUCCAACUCCCUGUUUCCCUACGAACUUCUCGAGAUCCUUCGUGCCCAUGCACAGGUUGUGGAAGACUUUGCAAAAUUUGACAUUCUGAUGAAACUGAAGAGAGGCAGCAAGGAGGAGAAGAUCAAAGCCGAGGUCCAUAAGAGCCUGGAAGGGGCCUUUGUGCUAAACCAGCAUCAGCCGGCGGAGCAUGAUGAGUCGAGCAGCCAGUGAACUGACGUAACUGUGUGAGCUGUAGUAGUAACGUACUUCGUGUUACGUAGAAGAAUAAGGAGAAAACGACCAAUCCGGUUUUAUCUGGAUGUCAUGUAUGGUCGACGGUCGUUGCUGGCUUGGCUUCCGAACGCAGCAGGCAUACUGGUGCUGGAAGACGGUACCUGCUGUCGCACUUGCCGUUAUAAUAGGCAUUGGAACUUGUCGAUUUCGGGAGCUGAUCUGUUUGUACCGUAUUGUUUAUUUAUAAUAUGAUGGAUCGUAUGUUGAUA
Messenger RNA from Zea mays, 1101 nucleotides. Its product is annotated as cystatin 4. Lineage: Eukaryota; Viridiplantae; Streptophyta; Magnoliopsida; Poales; Poaceae. Bases 92 to 829 code for a protein of 245 amino acids. The record is from RefSeq and is marked validated. The transcript has 4 exons. Gene Ontology annotation, molecular function: cysteine-type endopeptidase inhibitor activity.